AUGAAACUCCGUGCCAAGCCUUCGGCUCUCCCGCUCCUGCUGCUCCUCCCUUCGCUCGCCGUCGGCCUCGCGAACGACGGCUUGCCCAGCUCUCCCGCCGCCCUCAAACCUCGACACGACCUGCCAUCGAGGGCUGCCCCGAUCGACGGAAAGGAUGGCAAGCCCCAUUCCGGCCCCUUUGUCGAGACGGACGGCACCGCCACCGACUCGGACAACAACGAGCUACCCCCCCUCAAGGGGCGGCCCCACGAUCCGACUGUCGUAGAUGGCAAGAGGAUUCCCGAGUCAAACGACGGCGUCAUGUUCGACAAGAACCGCGAGCGGCCCCAGCAAGGCACCACGGGCAUGGAGGGCGGUGUCAGCGAAAAGGCAAAUGCCCGCAAAGCCCAGGAGGGCCAGACGGGCGAAAAGGUUCUCACCCAGCCACAGUCCCCCAAGGAGCAGCCUCCUCUGCCGCACAGCGAGGAGCAAAAGAUACAGACGGGCGACGACAAGGACAAGGAAAGGACAGCAGACAAGGACAAGUCCAGGUCGAAGCCAUCUUCGGACAAGAACCAGGACAAAACAGACUACACGGGUCUUGACAGACCAAACCUCCCGGACGCCCCGGGCGAAAAAUCGAACCCUCUGCCCAAGUCCGCCGUCAAAGACCACCUCUCCCCGUCCAAGCCCAGCGUGGACACGACACGGACGGGCCACAAACUAGGCCAAGACAAGGACGACGACGGCCUCAUUCAACCCCUUCACUCCUUUGUCUUAUCCCUGACCAUGAUUCUAGUGUCGGAGGUUGGCGACAAGACGUUUCUGGUGGCUGCUCUCAUGGCCAUGAAGCACGACCGCCUCGUCGUCUUCUCGGCUGCCUACGGGGCUCUCCUCGUCAUGACCGUCUUGUCCGCCGUCCUCGGCCACGCCGUCCCGACCCUGAUUCCGAAGCGGCUGACGAGUCUGCUCGCUGCCGUCCUCUUCCUCGUCUUUGGCGCCAAGCUCCUGCGCGAGGGUAUGAAGAUGGACCCUGACGAGGGCGUGUCGGCCGAGAUGCACGAAGUCGAGCAAGAGCUUGCUGAAAAGGAAAAGGAGCAUGGCCAUCAGUCGCGCGAUGGCAUCUCGCCGCACUCGCUGGAGAUGGGGCUCAAGGGCAGGGGUGGGCGGCCCAAGGGUCGGUUCCCGACGCCUCCUCGGUCGCCCUCGCAGUCGCCGUCGCGGAGUCCCUCGCGCGGAUCCAGACCGCUUGCCAACUUUGUCCACGGCAUCAGCAAUCUGUGUUCGCUGCUGCUGAGCCCCGCGUGGGUGCAGACGUUUGUCAUGACGUUUCUGGGCGAAUGGGGCGACCGCAGCCAGAUUGCAACCAUAGCCAUGGCGGCCGGCCAGGACUAUUGGUGGGUGACGCUUGGCGCCAUGUGCGGCCACGCCGUCUGCACGGGAGUGGCUGUUGUCGGAGGCCGGGCCAUUGCUGGGCGUGUCAGCCUCAAAGUCGUAACCGUCGGAGGCGCCGUGGCCUUUCUCCUCUUCGCCUUCAUCUACCUCCUCGAAUCCCUGCACGCCUAG
Messenger RNA from Hirsutella rhossiliensis, 1545 nucleotides. RefSeq names its product GCR1-dependent translation factor. Gene Ontology annotation, molecular function: calcium ion transmembrane transporter activity; manganese ion transmembrane transporter activity. The transcript is spliced from 3 exons. The record is from RefSeq and is a predicted model, not a curated record. Bases 1 to 1545 code for a protein of 514 amino acids. Lineage: Eukaryota; Fungi; Ascomycota; Sordariomycetes; Hypocreales; Ophiocordycipitaceae. Gene Ontology annotation, cellular component: fungal-type vacuole membrane; Golgi apparatus. Gene Ontology annotation, biological process: Golgi calcium ion homeostasis; manganese ion transmembrane transport; Golgi calcium ion transport.